AUGGGUUCUGCUGAAGCGCUGGAGGACAAUGCCCACAAAAUGGAGGGCUUGGCGCGGAAAGCUGCUGAGAAUGGUGCAAAGAUCAUCGUUUUUCCAGAGGCUGCGCUUACAGGGUACACGUCGCAGGCGUUCCUCCACAACUGGCACAUCCCGCAGCGUCGCCUGCAACCUCGAUUCGCGGGCAUCAACCCGGUGCAUGGUACACGUGAGAUGCCGCGGUACUUCCGAAUCUUAGGGAUCCUGGUGCUCCAAGGCAUUGUGCACAGUGAGGAUUUUGAGGCCUUGCUGGACAACAUGGACCUGAGCAGAGAUGGAACCAUACACUGGCACGAAGUCCGGCACAGUGAAGGCUUCAAAGAUUUGCCCAGAGAUGUGAGAAAAGCCUUCAAAAAGGCUUUCGCAGCUGCUGACAUGAACCAAGAUCAUGUCCUGGUCUUGGACGAGUUUAAGAACUUCUAUGCGCUGACCGAGCGGAUCAUGCAGGACAGAGACCGGAAGCUGGUUGAUAAGGCCCGUGAGCGAUUGCAAGCUGAAGAAGCGGCUACCAAAAAAGGAAAGUUCGGAGAGCCGUUGGACCAGCGUGCAGCGGUGCCGCAAAAAGAGAGGAUCGUGCGGAGGCUAGUGGCCUUGGCCAAAGAGCUGGGCGUUUACAUGACCAUUCCCUUCGUCGAGGAAGCACCAUUCAUGGAGGAAAGUGUGGAGCGCGCGCAGUUUUUCAACACCGUUUGUUUAGCUGCACCAUCUGGGAAAGUGGUCGUACAUUACCGCAAGACGCACCUUUGGGACUAUGUUGACGGCAGCUGGGCCUCUCGCGGCGAUAGUCCUGGCUUCGUGGACACUGAGUUCGGCCGAAUUGGGAUUGGCAUAUGCUAUGACAUACACCGUCUGGCAGAGCUCUACUCGAAAGUCAAUCUCUGGGCGCUCCUGUACUCGGUGGCCUGGGUUGGACAUCCAACAGAUGGUCCGACUGAGCGCUGGUUCCGCAAGGACCUGUCCGAGGCCUACCUUGGAAAAGAUGCUCUGAAGUGCUUCGUCAUCGCCUCUUGGACCUCUAAAAUCUUGACAGCAUUGUACUCAACAGCUUGUGGUUCUUGGGUCUCUUUGGAGUUUCCAGAGAUUGAAAUUGCAGGCAGGGCUUGGGAGAUGGGCCUAUUUAGUAUGCCUACGACAAUGCACCGAUGUCAGAGCAUUGGGCCGCGCAUGGUGGGGAAAUCUUGGUGCAGGCUCAGAAGUGCAAGCCUUGACUAUUAA
Molecule: messenger RNA, 1251 nt
Organism: Symbiodinium pilosum
Lineage: Eukaryota; Dinophyceae; Suessiales; Symbiodiniaceae
Source: the annotation of a GenBank genome assembly